This is a messenger RNA of Eupeodes corollae, 2620 nucleotides long. It is a transcript of the gene Kap-alpha3, whose product is annotated as importin subunit alpha-3. The transcript is spliced from 6 exons. Lineage: Eukaryota; Metazoa; Arthropoda; Insecta; Diptera; Syrphidae. Gene Ontology annotation, molecular function: nuclear import signal receptor activity; protein binding. Bases 311 to 1861 code for a protein of 516 amino acids. The record is from RefSeq and is a predicted model, not a curated record. Gene Ontology annotation, biological process: NLS-bearing protein import into nucleus. Gene Ontology annotation, cellular component: nucleus; nucleoplasm; cytoplasm.
CAUCCGGAUUUUCACCCACAUUUUCGAAAUCGAGAAAAUAGAAAAUGGCUAUCUUCGAAUAAGUUUCAGAACCGAAGCCAACUUCAGUGCGUGGUGGCUGCUCUUUGCGUAUGUGAAUGUAUUUGUGUCUGUGUAGCCCGAAAGAAGUUAAAAGGAAAAUUGCAAUUCCGCAUCAAUCGUGUGAAAAUUGAAAAAAAAUCUCUUGAAAUUAAUUUAUAAUUUUCUUCUUAACAAAUAAAUUUUAAUUUUUAUAUUGAUAACAAACCAAAACAGAUAAUUUCUCAUCAAUCAAAAAAUUCUACAAAUCAAAAUGACGUCCCUCGAGCCACAUGUAAAUCGUCUUCAGAACUUCAAAAACAAAGGAAAAGACCAAGAUGAGAUGCGAAGACGGCGCAACGAAGUUACCGUCGAACUGAGAAAAAACAAGAGAGAAGAGACAAUUUUCAAACGACGUAACGUGCCCACUGGAGAUUCGGUUACAGAUGAGGAUGACCCACUGUCAACAUCGGUAAAUUUGAAGAAGUUAGCCGAGGCUGCCGCCGAUUCAUCGAAUCCCGAUAAGCAAUUGUCUGCCGUUCAGGCUGCUCGCAAGCUUCUGUCAUCCGAUAAGAAUCCGCCAAUUAAUGACUUGAUUAACAGUGAUAUUCUUCCAAUUUUGGUUGAUUGUUUGAAACGAAAUGACCACACAAUGCUACAGUUUGAGGCUGCUUGGGCAUUGACUAACAUCGCUUCGGGUACUUCUGAACAGACAAAUCAGGUCGUACGUGCAGGUGCAGUGCCCUUGUUUUUGCAAUUACUUUCAUCGCCAGCAACAACUGUAUGCGAACAAGCUGUGUGGGCUCUCGGUAACAUUAUCGGUGAUGGGCCAACAUUGCGAGAUCUAGUGAUCGACCAUGGCGUAGUUCAGCCUUUGCUGUCAUUCAUUAAUCCAGACAUCCCAAUUUCCUUUCUGCGCAACGUUACAUGGGUAAUUGUGAAUUUGUGCCGCAACAAAGAUCCACCACCACCACCAGCAACAAUUCAAGAGAUUUUGCCCGCACUUAAUAUGCUUAUACAUCACACAGACACAAACAUUCUCGUUGACACAGUGUGGGCCAUAAGUUAUCUGACUGAUGGAGGUAAUGAUCAAAUUCAAAUGGUUAUCGAUAGCGGUGUGGUGCCCAAAUUGAUUCCACUUCUCGGUCAUGCUGAAGUCAAAGUCCAAACAGCAGCCUUACGUGCGGUCGGAAAUAUUGUGACUGGCUCUGACGAACAAACCCAAGUUGUCCUCAAUUACGAUGCCUUGUCCUAUUUCCCAGCGCUCUUGUCGCACCUCAAAGAAAAAAUUCGCAAAGAGGCUGUGUGGUUCCUGUCCAAUAUAACGGCCGGAAAUCAAAAACAAGUACAGGCUGUCAUCAAUGUUGGUCUGCUGCCCAAAAUAAUUGAAAAUCUAAGCAAAGGUGAAUUCCAAACGCAAAAAGAAGCCGCCUGGGCCAUUAGCAAUUUAACCAUCAGUGGCAACCGAGAACAAGUUUUCGAAUUGAUUCGUGAGGGUGUUAUUCCGCCGUUCUGUGACUUGCUUUCAUGCAAGGAUGCUCAAGUUAUUAAUGUUGUUCUUGAUGGACUUAACAAUAUGCUCAAAAUGGCCGAAGACCAUGUACCCCAAAUCGCCAAUAUCAUUGAAGAAUGUGAUGGUCUAGAGAAAAUCGAGAAACUGCAAAAUCAUGAAAAUGUUGAAAUUUACAAACUUGCAUAUGAGAUUAUUGAGCAAUACUUUUCCGAAGAGCAAGAGCAAAGUAAUUUGGCUCCAACAGCUGAUGAUGGUUCAUUUCAAUUUAAUCCAAACGCAGCACAGAUUCCCGACGCAUCAUACAAUUUUUAACCUUUUAAAAAAACUCAAUCAAAAUUCUCUCCAUCAAAAUUGCGAGGAAAUUCUGAAAAAGAAUAAAAACAAAACACACAACAACAAGAACAACAAGAAAAAACAGAGUCCAUAUAUGUUAUAUAUAUAUAUUUAAAAUAUUGAAUUUUAAAAUCAGAAACAGAACCGUGAAACAAAAUUAUAAUAAUUAUAACUGAAAAAAUUCUUAUUUAGAUAAACAAACAAAAAUUUAUUUUUUCCAUUGGAUUAAUACCUAUUUAUAAAAUUAGGUAUAUAUAAUUUACUAACAAGAAAAUUACAAACAAAUAAAGGAUUACUACGAAUUAAGCCUCUCUAUCUCUCACUCUUAUUAGUCUUACUCAAGUCUCAUCAGCAUCGACUCUCUUUUUGAUUGUUUUAUUUUUGUUUAAGAUCAGCAGGAUAACGCCUGAGCUGCUGAGGAGAAAAUAUUGGAUGUUUUUAGUUGUUUAAAUUUCUACCAAAAUAUUAUACGAUCGAAUGUUAAUUUUUUUGCUUAAUUGGAUUAAAAUGUAAAUAUAAGAACAAUGAUAACAAGCAAUACAAAUAUUGCUUCCAAAGAAAAUUAAUACAUAUUUUCCGUUUUGUAAACGAUGUUACACCAAGUCUGUUUGCGCAUUUGUUUAAUCCUUUUUUUUGAAUCAGAAAUAACAUUAUUAUGUUAAAACUGAAAAUUUAAUUUUUUUUAACGUCUUCAUAUAUACAUAUUUAUUUACAAAUAUAUAAACACUUUCACAGACA